This is a messenger RNA of Salmo salar (Atlantic salmon), 621 nucleotides long. The record is from RefSeq and is a predicted model, not a curated record. NCBI's taxonomy places the organism in Eukaryota, Metazoa, Chordata, Actinopteri, Salmoniformes, Salmonidae.
UCCUGGACCUGAAUCUGGGUCCAGCCUUCCUCAGCUACCUCAUGGUUACCCCACCAAUACAGACAGGGUCAGGAUGGGUGUUCUCCACAAGAAGUACUUAGCCUAUAACACAGCACACAAUCCCAACAACACCCAAACAAUGGCUAGAGGUCAAGGAGGGAGCUCAAAUGUGGCUCAUGCUUCUACCUCCUCUGGUGUCAUUGGGUAACAACGUGGGAGGCCAAGCAUGAGGCCGGACGCAGAUAAGCCGUAUGCCUGCCCCACGUGUGGGAAGCGCUUUGCUGAGGCGAACUAUGUGAAGAAGCACCAGAGGGUCCACACUGGGGUGAAACCUUUUAGCUGUACCCAGUGUCACAUGCGCUUCGCCCAGGCUGGUGACCUGAGGUGGCACCUGAGGGUCCACACAGGGGAGAAACCCUACAGCUGCCCCCAGUGUGAGAAGAGAUUCUCCCGCCAGUACCAGCUGAAUGUGCACCUGAAGAUCCACACGGGAGAGACGCCGUUCGCCUCAACAAUAUUGUUGAUCCAUCCUCAGUUAUUCCUCUUCAAGCCAUUAAACUCUGUAAAUGUUUUAAAGUCACCAUUGGCCUCAUGGUGAAACCCCUGGGCGGUUUCCUUCCU